Molecule: messenger RNA, 1153 nt
Organism: Drosophila sechellia
Lineage: Eukaryota; Metazoa; Arthropoda; Insecta; Diptera; Drosophilidae
Product: hydroxysteroid dehydrogenase-like protein 1
Exons: 4
Coding region: 97-1014 (305 amino acids)
Cellular component (GO): endoplasmic reticulum
Molecular function (GO): oxidoreductase activity
Source: RefSeq, a predicted model, not a curated record
CUGUGACCACAGUCCGUUCAAGUGAGUCGACCGCAUCGCACACACGUACUUUCAGCUGUAGCACAGUCGAUUAAAAUUAGUAAAUAAAUCGUCAAAAUGUUCUGUGCCCUAUCAACAUUCCUCACUUUCGUGGGCGUCUAUGCCCUGGGCUGUUAUCUCUACGAGCAGUUAAGAACGCCGUACAAAUUGCUAAAAAUCAGGUAUUUCAGCGAUACUAGGCCAACUCUGAAGGAGCGUUUCGGAGACUGGGCCGCUGUCACGGGUGCCAGCGAUGGAAUUGGCAAGGAAUAUGCCAAGGAGCUGGCCCGCCAGAACAUCAAUGUGGUGCUAAUCGCUAGAAGCCAGGAGAAACUCCAGGCGGUUGCCAAGGAAAUCACCGAAAGCGGUGCCGGUGUUCAGACCAAGAUUGUGAUAGCUGAUUUUACCAAGGGCUCGCAAGUCUAUGAGCACAUAGAGAAGGAAACCGCCAAUAUACCCAUUUCUAUACUUGUAAACAACGUUGGAACCGCCAAGCCGACAUCCUUGCUGAAUUAUAGCCAGGAAGAAACCCAAAACAUCAUCGACACCAACGUGGUGGCUGUUUCUCAGCUGUCUCGAAUCUUCUUCCAGCGCAUGAAGGCUUCUAAAUUGAAGGGAGCCAUUGUUAGUGUUGGUUCCGGCACGGAACUGCAGCCCCUUCCCAAUGGAGCCUACUAUGCCGCCUCCAAGGCGUACACCCGUAGCUUAACCCUGGCCUUGUACCACGAGGCGAAGCCAUAUGGCAUCCAUGUGCAGAUGUUGUCCCCGAACUUUGUGGUCACCAAGAUCAACUCGUACUCCAAGCAGAUCAUGAAGGGUGGUCUCCUCAUCCCAUCGGCCUCGGCUUAUGCCAAGAGUGCGGUUAAUCAGCUGCGGGACGAAGUGGACGAGACUCCCGGUUACCUGUGGCACCAUGUCCAAAACGCUGUGGCCACCGCCUUCACCUGGCGAGUGCGCACCUAUAUCGCCAAGACAGACUGCCUUUUGUGGAAAUAAGAGAAAGAAAUAUCGCCUUUCAACUAUACUGUCUCUUGAGUACGCUCUUAUCACCAGUCAAAAGUUCGCUUAUUCGGUCUUUAUAAAGAGAACUCUCUUAAGCACAUAGUCAGUUCUUAAACGAAGGAAUUAUAUUAAG